Molecule: messenger RNA, 726 nt
Organism: Gryllus bimaculatus (two-spotted cricket)
Lineage: Eukaryota; Metazoa; Arthropoda; Insecta; Orthoptera; Gryllidae
Source: the annotation of a GenBank genome assembly
AUGGAUAUCCGAGGCAAUUUUCUUAUUUUGUGAGCUCCUGGUGCACAAGGGGAACUGGGCACAGUGUCUUCAGUAUCAGCAUCUCAAGGUUCGGUGACAUGGGGAACUGAUGUGGACAACACCGUUUCUGAAAAUAAUGCUAUAGAAAAAUCAACAAUUAUAUCAACAGUGAUAUUAACAAUUUCCGAGAACGUAAUUGAUGAAAGCGGUGCGAUUUGGAAGACAAUAAUUCUACCAACCAUUCCUAAUGCGGUAACAGCAAAUAAUAUGUCUGAAAACAAUAUGGCUGAAAAAUUAGCAAUUCUCUCGACUGCUGCAGAAAUGCCGUCAGAUGAUAAUGUAUCCGAGAACAGUAUGAUGCAAAAAUCAACAUUUUUAUCAUCAGAAACAGAAAUGAUAAUAGAAAACAGAAUGACUGAAAAUAGUUCGACUGAAAAGUCAAUAGGGACUGCAGCGUCAGGAACAGUUGCAGAGAAUACAAUAGUUGAGAAUAAUUCCAUACCAAAGUCAACAGUUCUAUCACCGGGAACAGAAACUGACGCAGAGAUUAGUAUACAUGAAGACAAUUCAAUUCAUAAAUCACCAAUUCCGUCUACAGAUCCAGAAACAUAUGCAGUUAAUUCUAUUUCUGAGAGCAGUUCCCUGCAACAGCUGGAAAACAUGGCAGCAGUGACACAAACAGAGGCGGACUACAAUUCAGGUUACAGUCAAUUUUCUACAUUGUAA